Physella acuta is the source of this 3750-nucleotide messenger RNA. Its product is annotated as catenin beta. NCBI's taxonomy places the organism in Eukaryota, Metazoa, Mollusca, Gastropoda, Physidae. The record is from RefSeq and is a predicted model, not a curated record. Gene Ontology annotation, molecular function: cadherin binding. Gene Ontology annotation, biological process: cell adhesion.
UGCUCAUGCGCGGAACAAGUCAUACGCCAUCUUGGAUUUGAAUGUCGGAGAGUAUCUAACUGAGGGGAAGAUAUUGAAAACAAACACUUUUGUGAAACUUCUGUUUCGAUUUUACUAUUUGCGGUCCAUGCGGACCUUUAUUUUCGACUCUCCUAGCAUUUGAUCAAAAUGAGUAGUUAUCAGAUGAAUGCAGGCAGUGGACCCACUCGGGCAAUGGGUCCAGCUGGUGAGCCUAGUUACAUGGAUUUAAGCAGCAUGCCCAUGGACAACAAACAACAGCAAACCAUGAUGUGGCAGCAAAGUCAGUACAUGAGUGACUCUGGUAUCCAUUCUGGUCAAACCACACAGGCUCCAUCUAUCAGCAGUAAAAGUCAUGGAGAAGAAGUUGAUGAUGGGGACAUGGAUCCAUCCAAGAUGAUGUUUGACUGGGGAUUAGGUGGAGACACUUAUAACCAAGAACAAGUAGAUGACAUAAACCAGCAGUUGAACCAGACACGCUCCCAGCGGGUGCGAGCUGCUAUGUUUCCUGAAACAAUGCCAGAAGGUGUCCAGAUCCCAUCUACCCAGAUCCAGCCAGACCAACCUACAGCUGUUCAAAGAUUGAGUGAGCCAUCACAGAUGUUGAAGCAUGCUGUUGUAAACCUCAUCAACUACCAGGAUGAUGCAGAUCUGGCCACUCGUGCCAUUCCAGAAUUGAUUAAGUUGCUUAAUGAUGAGGAUCAAGUUGUUGUGUACCAAGCUGCUAUGAUGGUCCACCAGCUGUCUAAAAAGGAAGCAAGCCGACAUGCCAUCAUGAACUCCCCCCAAAUGAUCACAGCCUUGAUCCGUGCUAUGGCCAACACUGAAGACAUUGAAACAACACGCUGUGCUGCUGGAACCCUCCACAACCUCUCCCAUCACAGACAGGGCUUGCUGGCCAUUUUUAAGUCUGGAGGUAUUCCAGCACUGGUCAAACUACUUAGCUCCCCUCUAGAGUCAGUUCUUUUCUACGCCAUAACAACCCUGCACAACUUACUGCUUCACCAAGAGGGCUCUAAGAUGGCUGUGCGAGUUGCUGGCGGUCUACAGAAAAUGGUGGCACUGCUGCAGAGAAACAAUAAUGUUAAAUUCUUAGCAAUAACCACAGAUUGUCUGCAGAUUUUAGCUUAUGGAAACCAAGAGAGCAAACUCAUCAUCCUUGCUAGUGGUGGACCUGGAGAACUUGUGCGAAUCAUGAAGUCUUACACAUAUGAAAAGUUGUUGUGGACAACUUCUCGUGUUCUCAAAGUUUUGUCUGUGUGCUCUAGCAAUAAACCUGCAAUAGUCGAGGCUGGGGGAAUGCAAGCUCUUGCCAUGCAUUUAGGACAUCAAAGCCAACGUUUGGUCCAAAACUGUCUGUGGUCACUCAGAAAUUUGUCAGAUGCUGCCACUAAAAUGGAACAAAUGGACAACCUUCUUAUCAUGCUUGUCCAACUUCUGUCAAGCAAUGACAUCAAUGUAGUCACCUGUGCUGCUGGUAUCCUGUCCAAUUUGACCUGCAAUAACCAAAGAAACAAGGUUAUGGUUUGCCAGGUUGGAGGCAUUGAAGCUCUUGUUCGCACAAUCAUGCAAGCAGGGGACAGAGAAGAUAUUACCGAACCAGCCGUAUGUGCCUUGCGUCAUUUGACAUCUCGCCACCCAGAAGCUGAAAUGGCCCAGAAUGCAGUUCGUCUGCAUUAUGGUCUGCCAGUUCUUGUGAAACUCCUCCAUCCACCCAGCCGCUGGCCACUUAUUAAGGCAGUUGUUGGUCUUAUCAGAAACUUGGCACUGUGCCCAGCUAACCAUGCACCUCUUCGGGAGCAUGGAGCUUUGCCCAGAAUUGUGCAACUUUUGAUUCGGGCACACCAAGACACACAAAGGCGAGCAUCAAUCAGUUCAAACGGUCCACCACUGACUGGUUACGUUGAUGGUGUUCGUAUGGAAGAAAUAGUUGAAGGAACAGUUGGAGCCCUCCACAUUCUGGCCCGUGAGGCACACAACAGAGCAGUCAUUAGAGGACUCACUUGCAUACCACUUUUUGUCCAGCUCCUCUACUCGGCCAUUGAAAACAUCCAGCGUGUUGCUGCUGGUGUGUUGUGUGAACUUGCAGCUGACAAGGAAGGGGCUGAAAUGAUUGAGCAGGAAGGUGCCACUGCACCUCUCACUGAACUUUUGCACUCAAGAAAUGAAGGCGUUGCCACCUACGCAGCAGCAGUGCUAUUUCGUAUGUCUGAAGAUAAGCCACAAGAUUACAAAAAGCGUCUAUCCAUGGAAUUGACCAGUUCACUCUACCGCGGUGACCAGAACUGGACAGAUCCUCCUGGAUUUGAAGACAUGACCAUGCCUCUGGAAGAUUCAAGAGAUCACAUGUACAACCCUCACGGCUCUCAUGGAAACAUGUAUGGUGGAGCACACCCUGACAUGGGGCGUGGACACACAGGUUAUGAACAGGUACCUAUUGACUCCAUGCAAGGACUGGACAUUGGUAGCCAACAUGGCAGCAACUAUGGACAGAUGGACAACCUACCAGAUCUAGCAAACCCAGGAGACAUCAACUUUGACAACUUGGAUCCAGCACUUGGCCCACCAUCAGGGGACAACUCCAACCAUUGGUAUGACACUGAUGUUUAGACCACUGGAGGGGAAGCCACUCUGACAUUCAUAUCCUAAUCAACUUGCCAGAUGGUGCAGAAUUAUUUAUUUUGGACUUUUUUUUUUUGACAUGAUUCAUUGAUCACUUAAAAUUGUAUGUUUGAUGCAGCUACAAAAUCUUAGAGGCUUGACUAAAGGUCAGAUGAUUUUAUAAGUUCAUUUUUUAAUUUACCUGUAGUUUUUAUAUAGCUUAAAAAUAAAGAACUUGAGCAUUUUUUAUUUACAAUAAUUGUAUCCCAGGACAGGAUAUUUUAAAUAGCAUGAGUAUGUAAAUAUUUCUUAUAAUACUGCAAAGUGGUUUUAAACAGUGGAAGAUGUUAGAUCUCUAUGUGAACAAUAGUUCCAAGACGAAUUUUUUUAUUUCUUGUGCAUUUACAAUUUUGUUUUUUUAAAACAUUUUUUAUGUACCAUAUUUUUUAACCAUUUCUUUAGAACUUUUACAAACUUUACCAUUUCUGAUAGUGUGAAUAAAAUGUAUGUGAAAACAUUUCUGCAUUAUCUCCAAUAAAAUCAAACUUCAUUAUCUGAUCAUCAUGACUAUUCUACCUAUAUUUAUUUGAUGCUAUCACUGAACAAAUAUACUUGUGUAUGUUGGAACAACUGCAGAUAAGGACCAGAUCAAACUUGUUUCAUUCAUUCUCUCAUGUUAAGACAUGUCAUGAACUCACUUCAAACAUUUCUGCAGUGACUGUUCUGUGUUCUUAUACUUUAUCUACACUAAGAAUGCAGGGAUAGAUAGCAUUGCCUCCUCAUUUUUUGCUAUUUUUUUCAAACACCAUUAAAUGUAUAAAGUUUGAGUAUAGGGAAUGUGUUAGAUCUUAAUGUCAUUAAUUCUAUAAACCAUUAUACAUUAUGUUUGUAUUGUCCCAUGUACUGCAUACAUUUGUGUCUGUACUUUACCAUAAGCUAAUACAUCCAAGACUGAUGCUGGAUUACAAACUUUGAUGGGAGCACACGUUGCUAGGGGGAGAUUCUUUUUGUGUACUUUGUCUGGUAAAUCUGUCGGUUUUUUUUUUAGUUCUACACUUUAUGCAUUUCUUGAGUCAUUAGGACAUCAUAAUGUUUCUGCAUGGAUGGUCAAUAAAUAUCAUUUUCAUUACA